Xenopus tropicalis (tropical clawed frog) is the source of this 4702-nucleotide messenger RNA. RefSeq names its product basonuclin zinc finger protein 1 (gene bnc1). Lineage: Eukaryota; Metazoa; Chordata; Amphibia; Anura; Pipidae. The transcript is spliced from 6 exons. The record is from RefSeq and is a predicted model, not a curated record. Gene Ontology annotation, cellular component: nucleus. Bases 430 to 3351 code for a protein of 973 amino acids.
UGAAAGAUGAGUGUCGUGGCCUCUUCCAGCCAGCUGUGAGGGGACUGCCCUGUGACUGUGAGAGCAUGCUGGAACAGAGCAGCCAGGGCACUGAGGUGAGAGCUCGAAGCAGAGGUGAGCGAGGCAGACACAAACUUAGAAGGCCCACAGAACACCAAGUGGGAGGAUCUCAUUCCACUCCCCUGUGCACAGUCUUAGUAUUCAUCAGACCUUGAGGUGCUCAUAUUCAGACAAGGCUAAGAAGGCGUGUGAUGGUUCUGCUUUAAUACUUGUACAGACAGGAGUGAGCUUCAACUAGAUAGCUGGAGUACUCCAAGGGGGAAUGAGGAGCUGCCCUGGAUGUUGCACAGAAACCUCUAAAAACAGAUAAAUGAGUGCAUUCCAAGGAAUGAAAUUCAGCUGUUUGUGGGGAAGGAACCAAAGCGCAAAAUGAAUGAGACCAUAAGGUGCACCUUGGUAAAUUGCAUCUGCCUUGGUUUUAAACCUGGCAAAAUAAACCAUCGUCAGUGUGAGCAGUGCAGGCACGGAUGGGUUGCACACGCACUUAGCAAAUUACGGAUCCCACACUUCUAUCCUGCCAGCCAAGUAGAAAUAGUUCAAUCCAGCGUAGUCUUUGAUAUCAGCAGCCUCAUGCUCUAUGGGACACAAGCCAUUCCAAUUCGUCUGAAGAUUUUGCUAGAUCGUCUCUUCAGUGUCAUUAAGCAAGAAGAGGUCUUACAGAUUCUGCAUUCCCUUGACUGGACCCUCCAGGAUUAUAUCCGUGGUUAUGUACUACAGGAUGCCUCUGGAAAAGUCCUGGAUCACUGGUCUAUUAUGACCGUUGAAGAAGAACUAGCUACUCUGCAGCAGUUUCUACGUUUUGGUGAAACAAAAUCUAUUGUGGAACUCAUGGCAAUCCAGGAAAAAGAAGGUUAUUCUGUACUUGUGCCCAGUGCUAGAACCAAUUCUGACAUUCGAACAUUUAUCGAAAGCAGCAACCCAAGGAGCAGUCCUAUUUUACCUUCCUCAUUGGAGAAGGCAUCACCUUCGGCCAUUCAUCCCUUUGAGAACAUGAUAAAUAACAUGGCUUUCAUGUUGCCAUUUCAGUUUUUCAGUCCUGUUCCUCCUCCACUCAUAGGAUCACCACCAGAAAGAUCAAUGCCUGAAAGGAACCAUGACAGAACAAAAGAUUGCAAAAAUGAUUCCCAAAUCUCCUUCUUGGACAGCAGCUUCUUAACAUCUAGUUCUGCAACAUUUCAUUUGGAAAAUGACUCCAACAUGAGUACUCAAGAUGGUGCCCCCAAAAUAGAAGAUGAUAGCCCCUUAAGCGAUGCUAGCUCCCACAACAAUACAAGCAACUAUGAUAUUUCUUCAGUGUCUCCUGAGGGUAAAAAUAAACCCACAGAAAGAAAUAUUAAUGGGCCUAGGAAGGGUCGUGUUUUUUGCACUGCUUGUGAAAAGACCUUUUAUGACAAAGGAACACUAAAGAUUCAUUACAACGCUGUCCAUCUAAAGAUAAAACACCGGUGUACGAUUGAGGGAUGUAAUAUGGUCUUCAGCUCCCUGAGAAGUCGAAACCGUCAUAGUUCAAAUCCCAACCCAAGGCUGCAUAUGCCAAUGAACAGAAAUAACAGAGACAAGGAUCUAAGGAAUGGACUAAUUAUAUCUGUGUCUGAAGAUUCUAAAAGACUUGCAUCUAAAUCCUGUAACUUAGACAGCAGACCGGGUAAUAACUAUGUCAGUACUACUUCUGAUACUAAAUUGCAGUCUGGUCUCCCUAAUGUUGGACAGUCAUGUGUGCUUUUCCCCAAUCUGAAAACUGUCCAACCGGUGCUGCCCUUCUAUCGAAGUCCUGCGACACCUGCAGAACUUGCCAAUACUCCUGGAAUGCUACCCUCUCUUCCUGUUAUUUCCUCCUCCAUCUCUGAGAAAAUCCUUUCCGGUGACUUUCUCUCAGAUAUGAUGCCCAAAAAGAAGUCUCGGAAAUCCAGUAUGCCCAUUAAAAUCCAGAAAGAGUCCAUUGAUAAACCACAAGGAAACUUGGAGGAACCUAGUUCUGAAGAGGACAACCCUAUACAUGAAAUGAGUGAUGAGACCUUUGAAAAUUGUGAUAAAAAUCAAGACCAAAAGAUUUCUGGGGGGAUACAGAGGGACAACAUGUCUUUGGAUUCGUAUAAGUUAAAUGACUCUGAGGAUCUGCAUUAUCAGUCUGUCAUGGAUAAUAGCUACAACAGUGAGUCUUCUGAUUCUGAGAAUGAGUUUCAACCCUCGGAAAAAGAAAACAAUCAUAUUCAAGAUUAUCCUUUAAAUAUGAAUUCGAGUGAACACAAAAUCAAGCACUCAAACCACUUUAAUGUUGCAAAGCAGUUGGCUGAACCCAACCUGUUCAAUAAAGAGCAACCAAAACAUACAGAUUCAGAAGGUGGUGGUGGUGGUGGUGAAUUCCAAAAUUACUCUAUGAGCAUGGGACUAUACAGUUCAAUUCCUAACAAGACUUCUGACAUUGAUUCUGGAGAACAGCACUUGCAAAUACCUAAAGAUGAAAAACGCUUCCACUGUGAAAUAUGCAAAAAGGCCUUUAAAAAUCCUUAUAGUGUAAAAAUGCAUUACAAAAAUGUUCACCCAAAGGAGAUGCAUUUAUGUACGAUAGAGGGCUGCCAUGCUGCUUUCCCAUCUCGGAGGAGCAGAGACAGGCACAGUUCAAAUUUAAACCUUCAUCAGAAGCUGUUGACUAAAGAAGCACAUGAGCUACAAAGCAUCCCAUACAAUAUACCCUAUCUUCUAAAGGACACUAAGGAUUGUUAUCAGGACCCUCCAGUGAAAAAUCCUGGACAGACGUCUGUGAUCUUCAAAGGAAUGAACAGAACAGGGAGCCUGGUUUAUCCCAUGAGUAAGAUCAGAGAGCCUUGUUUGGACAGCUUUGGGACAGAGCCUGUGAAUGACAAUGUUGUGUUGGAUUUAAGCACUACUUCCAGCAUUAAGUCCGGCAGCAGUUCCCAUUCCUCCUGGGACUCCGAUGGAGGUAGUGAAGAAGGUAACAUACCAGUGGAAGAUAGUGAUGAAAGCUGUGAAGGAUUAAGCUUCAUUACACAGGAAGAGCUCUACCAGAAUUUUAACUUGACUGAUAGAGUUCACCAGAGUUUCUCAAGCAUACCAUCUGGUAUGCCAAUAACUUGCCAUAUCUGCCAAAAAACAUAUAGCAACAAAGGGACAUUUAGAGCUCAUUAUAAAACUGUCCAUUUGCGGCAACUGCAUAAAUGUAAAGUAGAAGGAUGCAACACCAUGUUUUCAUCUGUGCGCAGUCGAAACCGGCAUAGCCAAAACCCAAACUUGCACAGACGCUUAUCUGAAUCCCCAAACAACUUGCCAUAAAAAACCAUGGGGGUUAACAAAAGAUUCUACAAAUUCACUUGUUAUUUGUGUUCCUUUGUUUUGUUGUUCUAGUAACUGUUUAGCCCCUUGAAUUGCCACAGAUGUAUAGUUUUGCUAUGAGGUCAAAGUAUUUUUACUAACCAAACCACCUCCCUAAUUCACACAUAAUGAAUAUUUCUCUACUGUAGCAGAAAAGUAAUGUUAUUUGUUCCAGAGGUUUUUAGGCUGUUUAGAAUUUGUGGGUUUAUUUUUUAUGUGAAGUCUCCCAGCAGGGUUCUUUCUAUAAUUCAAAAUUUAGCUGCAUAUGGCCUAAUCUACAGCAGCCCUAUGAAAAUUAACAACCUCAUUUGCUGCCCCACUCAGCCUUCAGAUGCUGGGUUUUGUAGCUCAACAUUCCAGGUUGCCUGUCCUUGCCUUAAGGAUAAAAUACGUUACAUUCUUUUCUGCAAUGCAACUUCCACCACUGGCUACCUGCUUCUCACAGUGAGCUGCAACACAACUGCUAGGCUAUGCCCACUCUACAUAUCUAAGCCCAGGUCUCUGAUUUCUCUUUUACAGCAGAACUUGCCAGUAGAAUAACGUACAUAUAUCUUAUUGCUCUUUUCCGAUGCACUGUUUUUCAUUUUCAGGGAAAAGCAUGAUCUUGAAAGAGCGAAAUAGUGAUGCAUUUCAAAGUAGAGGCUGUGCAAGGAACUACCUUUACUGAAAAACUGGUCAAACCACUGAUGACCCGGUGCCAGCUGAAACACUCUGACAUUUUGUAGAACAUAAUAUUCUAUGUAAGUAGGAACCUGGUCUUGUACAGUUUUGAUACAGUGUUAUAUGUAUGUCACUUACAACCUUGGGUGCUGGUGAGGGCCAGAAUUCCGUUCCAUCAGUGCCCCAAGUGGUAAAACCUUAUCACUGUAAUUUAGCUAUAUUUGGUCUCAUAUGCUAUGCACUUAAUAUUUUUCCUAUGGGCAUUUUUUUAAUUAAAAUGCUUUGUUCACUUUCAGUUGAGUUGUAUUACUUUGUAUUUCUUUUUCUGAAAUAGUUUUUGUUGUUGUCAAUAAAUCGGAAGAAGCUAAAGUUUCCAAAAGCAUGACAUCUGUAAAUAACCAUGCUGAUUUAUUUUGUAAGCUUCUUCUGAAACAUAUGUGAAGAAAAAGCUAAUUCCAGUAGGACUGGAUAUGUUAAACCUUGUCAUGUACUGUAUGAAAGAAAGCACACCUAAUAGAUUUCAUUUGUAGACACUGUACUAGUGUAAAAUAAAUGCCUCAAGUUAUUGAUGUUUAACUUAUUCUGUAUGAUGCUAAAUGGUGUAAACCUGAAUAUUGUAUAGUAUUAAAUGGGAUUCAUUUAAAUAUGGCAA